This is a messenger RNA of Drosophila navojoa, 3303 nucleotides long. It is a transcript of the gene Ide, whose product is annotated as Insulin degrading metalloproteinase. NCBI's taxonomy places the organism in Eukaryota, Metazoa, Arthropoda, Insecta, Diptera, Drosophilidae. Gene Ontology annotation, cellular component: mitochondrion; cytosol. Gene Ontology annotation, biological process: peptide catabolic process. Gene Ontology annotation, molecular function: metalloendopeptidase activity; metal ion binding. The record is from RefSeq and is a predicted model, not a curated record.
CCCUGAAACACAUGUUUUGAAUUGUUAGUGUUGUUGCGAAACUAAACUCAAUCUACAAAUAUUUUGGAUACUUUGAAGAAGCAACAACGUUUCUAUGUUUGCCCAGCGAACGUGUCUAACUUUUUCCAGCCGCAAAUCGAUUUUUGCCCAAGCCGUAACAGCUGUUCUACAUCGACAUAAGGGAAAGUGCUAUAAUAACCUGGUUGUCGGACGAAGGACGAUUGUAACAUCCAAAUCUAGAAUGACAUUGACAGAAGUUUCGCCAAAUCAGAAAAUAAAAGUGGAGCAGAUGGAGCCAAUUUUGCGCGUAAAUAAUAUUGAAAAGUCACAACAAGAUACUCGAGACUAUCGAGGUUUGCAGUUGGAAAAUGGUUUAAAAGUAUUAUUAAUAUCGGAUCCAAGCACUGAUGUCUCAGCUGCUGCACUCUCUGUGCAGGUUGGGCACAUGUCCGAUCCAGAGGAUUUGCCUGGCCUGGCGCACUUUUGCGAGCAUAUGCUCUUCCUGGGCACGGAGAAGUACCCGCAUGAGAAUGGGUAUACCACGUACCUCUCGCAGAGCGGCGGCAGCAGCAAUGCCGCCACGUAUCCGCUUAUGACGAAGUAUCAUUUUCAUGUGGCGCCGGACAAGCUGGACGGUGCGCUGGAUCGUUUUGCACAGUUCUUCAUUGGCCCACUAUUUACGCCCAGCGCAACGGAGCGAGAAAUCAAUGCGGUUAAUUCGGAGCAUGAGAAAAAUUUGUCCAGCGAUUUGUGGCGCAUUAAGCAAGUACAUCGACAUUUGGCCAAACCGGAUCAUGCGUAUAGCAAAUUCGGCAGCGGUAACAAGGCCACGCUCUCUGACAUACCCAAAACGAAGGGCAUAGAUGUGCGCGAAGAACUAUUAAAGUUUCACAAACAAUGGUACUCUGCGAACAUCAUGUGCCUGUCGGUCAUAGGAAAAGAAAACUUGGAUCAAUUAGAAACAAUGGUGAUCGAAAAAUUCUCCGAAAUAGAAAAUAAGAAUGUAAAGGUACCGGAAUGGCCCAGGCAUCCGUAUGGCGAAGAGCAGUACGGUCAGAAGCUAAAGAUCGUGCCCAUUAAGGAUAUACGCUCGCUAACAAUUAGCUUUACGACCGACGAUCUGACCCAGUACUACAAAUCGGCGCCUGACAACUAUUUAACGCAUCUUAUUGGACACGAAGGCAAGGGCAGCAUAUUAUCUGAGCUGCGAAGGCUUGGCUGGUGCAAUGAUCUUAUGGCUGGUCAUCAGAACACCCAGAAUGGCUUUGGAUUCUUCGAGAUUGUGGUGGAUUUAACGCAGGAGGGCUUGGCUCACGUAGAUGACAUUGUGAACAUAGUAUUUCAGUAUUUGUGCAUGCUGCGUAAGGAAGGACCCAAGAAAUGGAUAUUUGAUGAGUGUGUGAAAUUAAACGAAAUGCGCUUCCGUUUCAAGGAGAAGGAACAACCUGAGAAUCUCGUUACGCAUGCUGUAUCAUCCAUGCAAAUAUUUCCACUGGAAGAGGUGCUAAUUGCACCUUAUAUGAGCAACGAAUGGCGUCCCGAAUUGGUUUGCAAUCUUUUGAACGAAUUGGUGCCCUCAAAGAGUCGCAUUUCUUUGGUUAGCCAGAGUUUUGAAGGUUCUACCGAUAUGACAGAGCCCUAUUACAAAACGAAAUAUGGCUUGGAGCGGAUACCCCAGUGCACAAUUGAGAGAUGGGAAAAUUGCGAUGUAAAUGAGAAUCUAAAGCUGUCACUGCCAAAUAGUUUUAUACCGAACAAUUUCGAUAUUGCCGAAGUGCCCAGCGAUGCACCAAUACAUCCCACAAUUAUAAUGGAUACGCCGAUUCUGCGAGUGUGGCACAAGCAGGACAAUCAAUUCAAUAAGCCCAAAGCUUGCAUGACCUUCGACAUGUCCAAUCCGAUUGCCUAUUUGGAUCCACUGAAUUGUAACUUAAACCACAUGAUGGUAAUGCUGCUGAAGGAUCAACUGAACGAAUAUCUGUAUGACGCAGACCUGGCUAGUCUCAAGCUAAACGUGACAACCAAACCAGGCGGCAUCGAUUUUACCAUACGCGGAUUCAACGACAAGCAGGUGGUAUUGCUUGAGAAGCUUUUGGAUCACCUGUUUAAUUUUUGCAUAGACGAAAAACGCUUUGACAUACUUAAAGAAGAGUACAUUCGAUCUUUAAAGAAUUUUAAGGCCGAACAACCCUAUCAGCAUUCCAUUUAUUAUUUAGCACUGCUACUCACUGAGAAUGCCUGGGCAAAUGUUGAGCUAUUAGAUGCUAUGGAACUUGUUUCCUAUGACCGAGUGCUAAAUUUUGCCAAUGAGUUCUUCCAGCGUUUGCACACAGAAUGCUUUAUUUUCGGAAAUGUGACCAAACAACAGGCAUUGGAUAUUGCGGGUCGUGUCAAUAAACGAUUAGAGGGAACAAAUGCCACGAAAUUGCCAAUCUUGGCUAGACAGAUGCUCAAAAAACGCGAGUACAAAUUAUUGCCAGGUGAUAGUUAUUUGUUCGAAAAGGAGAAUGAGUAUCACAAGAGCUCAUGCACCCAGCUCUAUAUGCAGUGUGGUGCUCAAACGGAUUUGACCAAUAUUAUGGUCAAUCUGGUAUCCCAAGUGCUGUCCGAGCCCUGCUACGAUUGUCUGCGCACCAAGGAGCAGUUGGGCUACAUUGUGUUCAGCGGUGUGCGCAAAGUCAACGGCGCCAAUGGUAUUCGCAUCAUUGUGCAAUCAGCGAAGCAUCCGGCUUAUGUGGAAGAUCGCAUCGAGAACUUUUUGCAGAACUAUUUACAAGUCAUUGAGGACAUGCCUCAAGAUGAAUUCGCGCGCCAUAAGGAGGCGUUGAUUGUGAAGAAGCUCGAGAAGCCGAAGACAAUAUUCCAGCAAUUUAGUCAGUUCUAUGGAGAAAUCGUUAUGCAGACUUAUCACUUUGAAAGGGAGGAGGCCGAGGUCGCGAUUCUCCGCAAGAUAACAAAAGCCGAUUUUGUGGAUUACUUUAAGAAAUUUAUAGCAAAGGACGGGCAAGAGCGUAGAGUCUUAUCUGUCCACAUUGUCUCGACACAAAAAGAUGAGAAUGCAACAACGACCGCCGAGGAGGAGGAAAGUGCGGCAGCCUGCACUCAACGUCAUACCACAAUUAACGAUAUUGUGGCAUUCAAAUCGUGCAAAGAAUUGUAUCCCAUUGCGAUGCCCUUCCUCGACAUCAAGGCGAAGGGUGCACGCAGCAAGCUUUAAGUCUGUAAACCCCACAAUUUCUAGUUGGCUAAUGGGAUUUGGUUGCUUUGUUUAAUGUUCUCGCAAAUAUAAACCUUUCACAAAUA